UUUUGGCAUUUUAAAAAUAUCUACGCAGUCGGGAAGUAUAAUAAUUCGUGGCCGUCGUCUUUAAAUUGAGUGAAAAUAUUACAAAACUAUUUAAAAUACUAUUAUUUAAUAGAAAAAAACAACAAACAAUAUAAAUUAGUGGUAAUAAUAACAGCUAUUCAAUGGAAAAAAGCACAAUUUGAAUUAUUGUAAGAAUGAAAUUCCUGCAAAAGCAAUUACUAUUAUUUGUUAACAAUGUGUUCUUUUUUUUAAAUUGUGAAAAUGUAUAUAUGAAAGGAACUUGAAUAAAUAGAAAUUUUAUUAUUGGACGCAGCAGAAUAGAAAUAAAAAUACAAAAAUAAAUCCAUGGUAAACACCACUAUAUAUUUAGUCAGUAUUCAAUUUAACUCAUCUUAUUAACCCACAAAAUACUACGAAUGCAGUAAUAUAGUGUAUAUAGAGAAAAAAUAAAGGAAAGAAAAUAAUUCUUUGUAGUGCAUUGCAUUAUUAAAUGUAGCUCUAGCUGUCAUUACAUACGAAUAUGAUUACCAAAGCAAACUUUCGAAAAGUCAAAUAAAUAUUGCAUUUGUGUGUGAGUUAUUGAAUGAGUAGAAGUAUGUGUGUGCGUGUGUUUAUGUGUGAGCUGUUUAUUUGACACGACAACAGAUCAGCAGCAGCAGCAACAGCAGGGGGAAUCGGAAAAUAUUAUGAACAAAAUGAAAACGCGUGUUAUAUUAUCAGAAAGGAAACACAAAAACUAUCAAAAAUAAUUUAAAAAUUACCAAAAAUAAGUGAAUUACAUAUAAUCAAAACAACAAUAUUUUUGUAAAUUGUUUAACAUCUUUUUUAUUUGUGAAAACACUCUCUUGUGACUGACUGACAUAUGUAUGCGGGUUUCACCUUGUAGCCAGUCUGUCAGUCCAUUUUGUAUACCUACUAUACUAAUCUUUAUGUGGUGUGGUGUAUAUAAAUAAGAUAAAAAAAUUUCAUUGCAAAUGUUUUCUGGUGUUGGUGAACUGAACACCAAGAAAAUAUACAUAUAGUUAACAGAUCCUAAAAUAAAUCCUUUUAACAAAAAGAUUCAUUCUCCACAACUUGGUCACCAAGUAUCAAACAAUUUCCAAUUUAAAAACGUAGAAAAUUACGUUAAAAUUCUUUACUUUUAAAACAAAUAUUUUGACUUACCUUGUUCUAAGAGGGUAAUUGGAAGAAAACGCAAAUUCUAACUUUACUAAGUGUCUAAUUUGCUGAAUGCAAUGAAUCGGUAUCAAAACAAAAAUAAAAAUUCUGCUUUAGCCAGUAACGUUGGCGGCGGAACUUACGGAAAAAUGUCCACCCGCCGCCAAAUGGAACACGAAAGUGGUUAUUAUGAAGAUGUACCAGAAGAUUGUUAUAACUAUAAUGCGAAUAGCGGAGGCACAGGAAAACGUCCAAGACAAUUGUCCAAUGAAGCUUUAUAUGGCAGUGAUAAAAAGUAUAAAUCUCAAGUGACGCAUUCAAAUAUGACUGGCAACAAAAAGAAAAAUACAUCCUCAUCAACAGCGUCAUAUGGUGGUCUUGGUAUGACUAAAAAGGGUCGUAACGUUCCUGAAGUUAACAGCAAUGGUACAGUUAAUAAAACGGCGACGACAACAACAUAUCACACACAGAAUCUUUGCUCGAAAAAAAGUAAUCCUAUUAAAAGCAACAAUAACAAUAAUACAACAAGCAACAUAAACAAAGAAGCAAAACUAAAGAAUGUUGCUGGUAUAAAUCCCAAAUUGUGUCUAAAUGCUACAAAUUACAAUGACUACUCCCAUAAUAAUAACAACAAUAAUAACUAUGGAAUAUCUAUGGAAAAGAAUCAUCAUGCAAAUGAUUUAGUAAAGAAUACAACCACAGUUGAUAUGAAUGAAAUUGUUGAAGUUCCUGACAGCGAUAGCGAAGAGGAAGCUAAGGCAGCUACUUCUUUAGUUAGCAAAACAAAGGCAAAAAUUAAAAACGGUAGAGCCAGUAGCUCCAUAAAAUGUGUACCGACAUAUGUAGUCAGUGGUAGCAGCAGCAAUAGCAAUCAUUCUAUACAAAAUUUCCACGAACAACAGGCAUCCAGCUCAAAGUUACAAACAUAUAACAAUAAUAACAACAACCAUACUACUAGCAGCAAUAAGGAAGUUAAACAAAAGGACACAACUACUGAUAAUGAGUCAAAUAGUAAUCCCAAUGCCGAUCUCGAACGUUUACAGCGUGAAAUAGAAGAUGUCACACAAGUUCAUACAAGUUGCAUUGUGGGUGAUGACGAAAAAGUUAACUUAUCGCAUUUCGAACUUAUACGAGUUUUGGGCACAGGAGCUUAUGGUAAAGUUUUUCUUGUACGUAAGAAUGGUGGUGAUGAUAAUGACCAAUUAUAUGCUAUGAAAGUUUUGAAAAAAGACACCGUAGUUCAAAAGAAAAAGACUGCCGAACAUACAACCACAGAAAGACAGGUACUUGAGGCUAUACAGCAAAGUCCAUUUCUUGUUGGAUUACAUUAUGCAUUUCAAACGGAUUCAAAGCUAUAUUUAGUUUUAGAUUAUGUUAGUGGUGGUGAGCUCUUUACACAUCUAUAUAAAGCAGAGCAUUUUUCUGAAUCCACUGUUCGUGUUUAUAUCGCAGAGGUCGUGUUAGCACUUGAACAUUUACAUAAACUUGGCAUUAUCUAUCGCGAUAUAAAAUUAGAAAAUAUACUACUGGAUGGUCAAGGCCAUAUUGUUCUGGCCGAUUUUGGUCUUUCGAAAAUCUUUGCACCUGACUCGGAUCAUCGAGCCCAUAGUUUUUGUGGUACUCUUGAGUAUAUGGCCCCCGAGAUUAUUAGAGCUGGGCCAAAUGGUCAUGAUUUAGCGGUAGACUGGUGGUCGGUGGGUGUACUAACAUAUGAACUUUUAACGGGUGCUUCGCCAUUUACUGUUGUGGAGCAGCAGAAUUCUCAGAGCGACAUAUCGCGUCGUAUACAAAAAGUAGAUCCUGUUCUGCCUCCCACACUAGGGGAAAACGUUAAAGAUUUUAUAUUGAAAAUGUUGCAUAAAGAUCCGAAAAAACGUUUAGGUGGCAACAGCCGCAAUGCAGCAGAAAUCAAAAAUCAUCCGUUUUUCCGCGGCAUUAAUUGGAAUGAGUUGAAAAGUAAACGCCGAAAAGCACCAUUUAAGCCGACAUUGGACAGCGAAGACGAUACUCAAAACUUUAGUGAAGAAUUCACUAAACAGCCAGUUAUAGAUUCGCCGGCUCCAGUGCCUGUAAAUACUCAUAGACUAUUUCGUGGUUAUUCUUAUGUGGCACCACAACAUCGUAAAAAGCUUUUGGAAAGAGAAGGAAUUCCCGAGUUCUAUGAGGAAUAUUGUAGUGAACCAAUUUUGGUAAGUUUUAUUAAAACUAUUAUGCAAACAAAUGGUUAUUUACAGCUCUUUUUAACACAGUCACCAACUCCUGCUCCUGAUAAUAUACAACUGAAACAAUUAUGCGGUAAUGGUGCAUUUGGUAAUUGUUAUUUGGGCGUGGAUGAAAUGGAUGACAGAAUUUUUGCUAUCAAAGUUAUACCCGAAACUAAUUAUCGCCCGGCUGAAGUUGAUGCGCUAAUUGCUUGCGCUCAAGAUGAACACCCCUCAAUUGCACAAUUCUAUGCUGUUUAUCGCAAAGAUUCAGACAUUUGGAUUAUUCAGGAAUUCGUAGAAGGUUGUGAACUUUCUGAUCAAAUAAUGCAAUCCGAAUGUGGAAUUGAUGAGCUGUUGUGCAGUGACAUAUUUAAUAAAUUGGUGCAAGCUGUACACCAUAUUCAUGAGAAGAAAUUCAUACAUGGAGAUGUUAAACCAGAAAACAUUAUACUUACCGUAGACGAUAUGAUAAAACUGGUUGAUUUUGGAGCAGCAUGUUAUCAUGGCAAUGUUAAGAGCUGGCAUGAUAAGCCUCGCUUUACAAUUGAUUAUGCUCCGCCAGAAAUGCUACAAAACCCCGAUUAUGCCACUUAUACAGAGUCUUUGGAUAUUUGGUGUUUAGGUGCUACUUUGUUUACCAUGUAUAUGGGUCAUUCUCCCUUUCGGCAGGGCCGAGGGGAUCGCCAGGUAAGCUACGAAAUGCUAAAGCAACGUAUUCUAAAUGAGGCCAUGUACACUGAGUCUGAGCGUUGGCAACAGGCCUCGGAAGAAUUAAAACAUUUAUUACAAGGCUGUAUGGAAAAAGAUGUAAAAAAACGUUUAACACUUCAUCAAAUACUACAACAUCCUUGGUUCGAUGUAACCUUUAAACAAAAGGCGUUGCUACCGAUAGCAACUGAAAGUUACGAAAGUGAUCUUUAUAAUACAGACGACAUUCGUAACUCAAGAACGGAUAUAACGGAAUCCCACAUUAAGGAAGAGAAACAGGAGGAAGAGGUCGCUAUCGAAACCUGUUCUAGAGCUGAAGAGGAGAAAGAGGAGAAGCACAUACUUGAAGAUCUCGAAGUAGUUGACUUAAGACAACAAAGUUUGCAAUCAGAAGGUGAUGUUACAAGUGGUUUAGGCCAAAGCAAAUCCUCUGAUGAAAAUAGCUUAACAGCAAUGGAAACUGAUGAAGUUUCUUUGGCAGAGAUACGUGAUGAACAUAUAGCUGAGAUGCCCCUAAUUGCUAUAAAUAGCUGUCCUCCUGAAAGUCUACCGGAUUUGGGUGAUUUCCAAGGCUUCGAUGAAAAUAUGCCACCCAUAACAAGUUGGCUACUAGACGUAAGUAAAUUUAUUAUUUUCGACAACGUCAGACAAAUUAUCGGCCGAACAAGUGUGACACGUAGCAGACAAACUAAACAAAAUGUCACAAGUGCGCCACCGCCAGUAACGCGGCGUUCAAUGCGCAGAGAAACAAGUCUUAACAAAAUCACUAAACCCUUACUAGCCAAUAACAAAAAUAGAUCUCCUCCAAGAUCAUCAACCCAACGUAAAACCCGAAGUGCAAUUAUCAAUAAAGAGUGUGUACCCGAUGUAUGGAUGCCUGAAGAGUUUUCUGGUUUCGAUGAACAGGAACGCAAACGUUUGGCUUUGAAAACCAAGAGUAGUUGGCGUAUGUUCUGUACGAUACUGCACAGUACCCAAAUGUCUUUAAAAUAUUUCAACUUUGAUCGAAGAGUCUAUAAUCGAACACUGGAUGAUAAUAGUGAGGAAAUUAAAUCUAAUAAAAAUAAAACUUCAACAAGAAAACAGCAAAUAACAACGCCGCCCAUGCCACAAGUAACAGCAACAACCAAGGAGGUUUCAGUAGCAUGUCGUAAACAACCCAGUCGUUUAGCUCGUGCCCAAAGGGCCCGUUAUGUUUUUGAAUGAUUGCUGUAUAAUAUAUAUUUCAUAAAGUAUCCGGACAGUCCUACUUACAUUUGGCUGUUUGUAGUUUCAAUUUAAAUUUCUCUUACAACUGACGGUUCUCUGCUGAAUGUGUAUUUUUAAUUAGUUUUUUUUAUUAUUAUUUUUUUCAACUAACUAACUGAUGGUUUGUUUUCCCAUAAUUGUUAAUUAAAUUUGUUAUUAUUAUUUUUAUUUUCUUUUAUAUUAUUGUUUUGGCAACUAGUAGAUAUGUUCAAGUUCUUUUAACAAGUGUGCAUUAAAAAAAAAAGAGAAAUAAUUUAUAUUUUAAAAAAACCAAACAUGCAAUAAAUAUCAUAAUUUUUUUUUAUAACCAAGACCAAGUAGAGACGAAAUGUGCGCCAGUGAUUUUAAGCGAGCAGAAUAUACGAUACUUGUGAUGAAGAAUUAAAAUAGCCAGCAACCAAUCGGUUAGAGUUUUUAAAACUAUGACGCUGAAAAGCAAAUAUCAGGUUAUUAAAAUAGGGUGUUGUUAUUUUGUAUCGCUAUAGAAUAAAAUAUUUCUGACCCAUUAUAAAAAUGUGCUGCAAGAUGUCAUAAACUAUUCACUUUGAAAAUAUUUUGAAGUUUACAUUGUAAUGCACAAAGUACUUAAUUAUUGAGAAUAGUACUAUUUCUAUAAAGUGCUUUUGAGGAAAUACUAGUUAAAAAAGCUACGUCUUUGAAAAUGGUACUUUUUUAAAAGGUACUAUUUUUUAAAAUAUAUGCUUUUAAAAAGAUUGUUAGACGAAUACCACUUUCUUAAUCACUGGACCAAUUAAACUUAAAAGUUUUAAAAUACAAUUUGAAUGAAUGCAACACACAUUUCUUAUUUUUUAUUAAGUUAUAGAAAUUUCAAAAUAUAUACUUUGAAUUGAAUAAGUUUAUUUAAAGAUUUGUUUAAUUUUCUAUUUUAAAACCAAACCCCCAUUCAGUAACAUAUCCUAUUAAACAAGUUUUUUUUUAAGUUACCAAUUUACAUGACAUGAUGUAGUUUAUUUAUUUAAGAACUACGGUUUGGAACUUUUUAAUUACAUCCUAAUACUUGGUUGUCAAUGGAAAAUAAAAGAAAAGAAAAAUGUAUUUUUUUAACUUGAACUUGAUAUUUAGUUAGCAAAAUUUCAUUAGAACAAAAUUGUAAUUAUUAAGCAAACCUGUGUAUUUUAAAUUAUAUAUAGAAUUAUAUUUUAAAAUAUAUAUAUAGGAUUUGGGUAAUUUGUAUUAACCAUAAGUUAUUCACUACCAUCCAAAAGAAACAGCGUUGAUUUUACCAUAAUUAUAACAUAUAUAAUGCCUCAUUACACCAAAAAAAAGAAAAAAGAAUGAAAAGGAAAUAUUUCCCAAACACACACCUGCAUCAUUAAUUAUUUUUGACAAUUUUUUUGUUUAUUAUUUUUCUUUAGUAUUAGUUUUUUAGCUUUUAAGUAUUUUAUAAAUUUGAAUUUUGUUUCGUAAUUUUCUACGAACAAUGUGCAUUUUUAUUUAAAAACACACUUUAUCUCUGGCAUCGUUAAUGUUUCGUUAACAAAAUACUAAAAUAAUAAAAUAAAAAUAUUUAAUUUAUAAUAAAAUAUAAA
Molecule: messenger RNA, 6868 nt
Organism: Lucilia sericata (common green bottle fly)
Lineage: Eukaryota; Metazoa; Arthropoda; Insecta; Diptera; Calliphoridae
Product: chromosomal serine/threonine-protein kinase JIL-1
Exons: 7
Coding region: 1236-5276 (1346 amino acids)
Biological process (GO): protein phosphorylation; regulation of DNA-templated transcription
Molecular function (GO): ATP binding; protein serine/threonine kinase activity
Source: RefSeq, a predicted model, not a curated record